AUGUCAUAUCAAAAUGAUGCACAAUACAACCACUAUAACAUUGAACCAAUGAAUACAGGUAAUUAUAGAUAUGGAGGCGGGGGCAGCUAUAAAUCAAAUUUAAAUGAUCAAAAUGUAUACAAUAACAUAAAUAAUAAUGGUGACCAAGAAAAUAUAGAUUUUAAUCAACAAUACCAUCACCAAUCCUCACAAUAUCACCACAACAACCAACAGCCAACAACAACAUUUAAAAGUAACAAUAAUCAAAGACCUCAUCCAAUACAACAAACAAGACAACACCAAGGAAUUGAUAUACAAAAUAUACCAGUUACUCCAAUCCCCAAAAAGAAUGACCAAGGCUCAUCAAGAGUACCACAAUCACCAAAUAGGGUUAAUUUUAAUAUACCAUCCAUUGUAACAUCUGAUGCAAGUGAUAAAUUAUCAGCUGCUAAUAAAGCUUCAAGACAAAAGCUUACUGCAAGUCAAAGCUAUUUAGAUGAGGAUGCAACUAUUGAAUACCAAGAUGAUUUCCAAAGGGAAUCAAAUGAUAUAGCAAACAAUCUUAAAACCCCAAAUCCAAAAAAUCAUAAUCUACCUCAAUCAUCGCAUCAAUAUUCAAACUAUCAUCAACAACAACAACCAUCACACACAAUAAACAAUCAUCAUCAACCAGAUCAACAAACACAACCACCACCAUCACAACCAUUUUACCCAAAGCAAUAUACAGCUCAACAACCAACACAAAACCAACAAUAUGAACAAAAUAAUAGAUCUAGCAAUCAAUAUGUACAAAAACUAGAAGAGGAAAUAUCAGUUUUAAGAGAUACACUAAAAGAAAUGAAUAAACAAAAACCAAAAUCCUUUUCAAUAAAUCAACAAUCUCAAAUUCCAACAACAUCAUUCCAAGAUCAAACUAUCCAACAACAACCACCACAAUCACAACCACAUUUACAGGCAUCACCACAAACUAUCCAACAACAACAACAACAACCAUACUAUCCAACCCAACAAUCAUAUAACAGUGAAAAUGACUAUUUUAUUAAAAACAAACUAAAUGAACUUACAGAUGAAAUCUAUCAAUUGAAAGAUGAAAUCUCUGACCAUGAAAAAACAAUUGAUCAACAAAAAAAAGCCAUAAUAAGAUUGGAAAAAGAGAAAAAGAAACUUAUAGAGUCUGAAAACUAUUUAUUAAGUGAAAAAUCAAGAUUGGAAAGAGAAAAUUUAAUAUUACAACACAAUGGUUCAGCAUCAGAAGCAUACGAACUUGGUUUAAAGAAUUUGGAAGAGGAUAAAUUAAGACUAAAAGAUACAAUUAGCAGUUUACAAAACCAAAUCAACUUGCUCAACCAAGAUAUACACAAAAAGAACUAUCAAAUACAAGAAAUUGGUUCAGACUACGACCAAUUAGUGGAAAAAUUUGAUACCUUAAAAAAUCAAGAUAACAACAACAAGGAACACCUUAAAGAACUCACUGACAUCAACAAAGAGUUUGAACAACUUAAAAUCAAUACAACAAGCGAGAAAGAAAAGCUUUUACAAAAAAUUAGUGAACAAAAUCAAACAAACAGAAACCUGCUCAACGAAAUAGAUAAUAAAAACCGACACAUCACCCAAAUCGAAAGCUCACAACAUGAAAUAAAUGGUAAACUUAAAAUUUUGAUCGAUAGCUAUAAAACAAAAAAUAAACAGCAGUCCUCGGAAAACCAAGAAUUAAAUAACAAAAUUACUCAACUUCAAAAUGCACUCCAAUCAAAGAGCUCGAUUUUUAAAAAAACCUUUGAUGAAUCUCUUGAAAAUAUCAAAAAACUACAAAAUCAAUUUGAAACAAGUGAAACCGAAUAUAAAUUUAAACUCAACGAAAAAGAAAAUCAACUAUUUGAAUGUAAGAAUGAAAUAAAAUAUUACCAAGAUAUUAUCGAAAAACUCUCACCUGGUUUUAAUAGAGGAGCCAGUGGAAGAGGUACAACCCCAAGUAGAACCCCAUCUCCUGUAACCUAUAGUACCCCAACCAGAGUCAACACCCCAACCAUAACGAGAACCCAUAAUGAUGGAGUUGGUGGUACUCCUUCGAGUGGUAGCGGUGGUACCCACUCUAGAUACAAUGGCAAUCCAAUUAGUAGAGUCCAACUAAAUCCUCAAUCCUCAACUUUUAGAUAA
Messenger RNA from Dictyostelium purpureum, 2136 nucleotides. RefSeq lists its product as uncharacterized. NCBI's taxonomy places the organism in Eukaryota, Evosea, Eumycetozoa, Dictyosteliales, Dictyosteliaceae. The record is from RefSeq and is a predicted model, not a curated record. The transcript has 2 exons. The coding region runs from base 1 to 2136 and encodes 711 amino acids.